Ixodes scapularis (black-legged tick) is the source of this 2856-nucleotide messenger RNA. RefSeq lists its product as uncharacterized. The record is from RefSeq and is a predicted model, not a curated record. NCBI's taxonomy places the organism in Eukaryota, Metazoa, Arthropoda, Arachnida, Ixodida, Ixodidae. The transcript is spliced from 8 exons. The coding region runs from base 167 to 1414 and encodes 415 amino acids.
UCGCGUGAGUCGUCUGCACCGCGGGGGUCGUCUGCUAGACUGCCAGCUCGCCGUCGUUCGUGCGGGUGUCGCGGUAAUACUCGUGGAACGAUCGCCGUUCCGACGUUGGAUACACACCGAUCGACCCGCCGCUCUCCCUUCCCAAGACAGAAAUCGCAACACGUCGAUGCUUCGCAAAAGCCAUGAAGCCCUCUUUCGACUCAUGCUACGGCGCUGCCCGAGUUCUGCCAACUUCGGAACGGCGGCGACGGCGGGGAGCACACAGCAGCGGCACGUCUAUCUUGCAAGUAGACGCUGGUGCUUGCUGCACCCGCCUCGGGAUCUCGUCGUGGGUCGGCGGUGGGCGCACGCGACCACGAUCUUGCACGACGUCGACGAAUGCGACACCCAGGUGGCGCACUGGCCCUACGCCGAGAGGUGCGUCACUGUCACCACCUGCGCGGACAUCUACAGGAAAUGGCGAGGUUCCCGUCACGGCUACGCCACCGCCCCGCCCGAGGGUCUGCCCGUACCGGUGACGUACGUGCACACGGGCAUGGACCGUGUCGAGAGAGGACGCAGCGCCAGCGCGUCCGAAGGCGACAGCAACGACCGGAGGAGACCCCUCGUGGUCAUCCUGUCGGGGGCGCCGGGCAACUACAAGGACUUCUCCUACCUCAUUCCCUACCUGGACCGCAACGGAUGCGACGUCGUGUCGCCCGUCUGGCCUGACCUCGCCUUCAGUCGAAAGAGUGGCUGCUGGUGGCAUUCGAGUCAGGAGAAGACGAACUUGGCUCUCGAUUUUCUCAGGACCAUAGGAAUUAAAGAAGCCGACAUGUUGGUGGCGCACAGCAGCGGGAGCUACCCGGCAUUGCGCAUGAUUAACAAUGAGCAUGGACUCAAGGUCAAGUCCCUGGUACUGCUUGCACCUGCGGGACACAAGCCAAUUACCAAGAUGAACCCCCAUUGGUUCCCGCAGUUGCUAAGCUGGCUCUACAUGCGGCCGGGCCCUUACCAGAGGAUCGUCGAGCUCAUGGGGCUCGCCUUCCUCACCGUCACCAGGCACCCGCUCCGCCGGAACAUGGACAACGUCCUGCUCGCCAUGAAGGCCAUGCUGUACGCCGACAAGCCGCAGCUGAAGAAGGAUGCCGAGGCCGUCGCGGCGCGGAAACUGCCCACUCUGGUAGCCAUCAGCGACAACGACAAGCUGAUUGACUUGUCCACCAGCUUAGAGCUGGUGCCGAUCAUCGGGGGAUCUUCCGACAACACCUGGUACUACGAUCAGGACAAGCGGCUCAAGCAGAAAGGCAACGGGAACGGACCGGUGAAGACGCUACGGUUCGAGAAGGGCACCCACUACCUGUUCACCCGGUGCGCGGACAUCAUCAACCCCGAGAUCCUGAAUCUCCUCAACCGCACCGUCGGCCGAAACUGAUGAGCGCCGCUGUUAAAGGGACCAUGGAUCGUGGGCGGCUUGAUUCUUUAACUCCGUGUUCUAGAAGAGGGGGGAAUUAGCCGUAGGAUUGCCAGAACAAUAUGGCGCCUCAAAAUAUCAAGCGCUGUAGAAAAUCAGCGAACCUGCGUUAAAGGCCGACGACAAGAUUCGAGAUUCUGCAAGGCAGAAGAUCCUUCUCGUUAUGGGGGAGGAGGAAACAGGCAACGAUGGACAGAGUAGAAAGGGGAGAAGAGGAAGCGAGGGAAAAGUGGAAAGCGCAAACUAGUCGUCUGUCUUUAAGUCCAUUUUGAACUUUUUUUCUUUUCGUUCCGCCCAUCGGAAAAGCAGGGCCGAAGAGCCCAAGUGCGCACCUGACCUUGCUACACCGCCGUCUCCUUACAGUCCGUCUGCACCGAGUGUCAGACGCGCACGCGAAAGCAGCGUCUGAAACCAUAUAUACGGCUCUAUCCAAAGUCAGCUAUACAGCCGCGCAGAUGACAAUCGGAAGAUGUCGUCUACCGUUGCUGGCUUCAGACGUUCACUAGCUGUAUAGUUCAGACGCUGCGUUCGCGCGUUCCUCCCGUGGUUCCUCCAUAAAAAAAGAGGUACUUCGUUGCCGUGGUGAUGCCGACCAUAUAGCAGACGGACUUUAUCGUGCGGAAGGAGACGGCGGGGAGAUCGGAUGCGUAUUUUGGAUCUUACGCCGUGCUUCUCGAUGGGCGGAGCGUGAACGAGAAGGGUUCAAAAUAAGAAAUUGACGCAGAUGGCCCAUUUUCUCCAGCGCCUAAUAUUUUGCCGAUUCCUACACAAAAACCAAAAUGCCGAAUCUUUUUUUUUUUUUUUUUGUUUUUUGCUAGGUUGGGAUAAUGUUUAUACUUUGUCGCUCCGAGCCGAUGGGGACCAAUAAGAAUGUGCAACGUCAUGGCAUUCGUCAUGUUUUCGUAUGUGCUCUAUCAUAGCUAUAAACCAAUCGUGUACAGGGAAGGUCCGGUGACUUGCGCUUUUAGCACGGACGUUCGUGGUUUUCUCUGCUCGUGCCUUCCACUAUGCAUGCUCGGACGCGAGAUUCAUUCAAAACGUUCGUGAUGAUAAAACACCUACACUUCGUUUUUGGGGCCCCCGCGCACUAUUUCUCUUUCAUCUUACGCUACGUUCCGAUGGAUCCAACCAAGUAGCACCAAAAGUGCAUCGUCACGGAGUUCGUUCUCUUUGUCACAUCGGCGGCCAUUUUAGUGGCCUUGCUGCCGAGCGCGUACCUCCGGGAGCAUACAGUUCGUACCGUCAAUUUCUUUUUUUUUUUUUUUUUUCCUUGGCAACAAGUAGAAAUUACUCUCUAUCACCAUGGUGCGAUGAAGGCCACGUGCAGGCCAUGUAUACUGUUCGAGUUCGACGAUUUCCGCCAUGCACCGCGUGGUAAUUGGCCACGAACAUUGCCGGUUCUU